AUUCAGGCAAACAUGGAUACCAUUUUUAAUGAUAGAGCGAUUAAGCUUGUGUUUCUGUCAUGUAGUGAUUGUGCUUAACUGUACGAAGCUUACUGUGUGAAUGCUGCAGGCAUUCUGUGUGUGUGUGUGUCCCAAAUUACUGCUGAGAGUUAUUCCAAAAGCUACCUUUAGUGGCUCUUCAUCAGAAUAUUUAUUUACUUGUUGACAUGAAAAUCAGUCACUGUGUAUUUUUAACACCUAAAAUUCAAUGUGAUGCCAUUAUCCUGCCAAACAACAUAAAAGUCUCCAAAAAGGUUAAGUAUGGAACAUAUUAUAAAUGGAAAAUCUUAUAUUGCACUCUAAGCACAACAAAUGUGAAAUGGCAGGAAAGAUCAGUGCUCUGUUGCUGUAUGCAGAGUACAUGUGUACAUUUUUCAGAGUACCAAAAAACACAUUGCCUUUGCAGACUGAUGAUCAAACACAGAGAUAGAGGUCGCAGAAAAAUUACAAAUACCUGCACGUUGCUGUCUUAUGUCAUUCAGUCACCUAAAGGUGGUAAGUUUGACCUUUGUCAUCAUGACUAGGUCUGCAUGCCUACUGUAAAUGCACCGAUUUCCAGUCGUGUGACUGGCUGAUUUGUCUUAAUGAGCAGUUGAGCAGCUGUACCUAAGUUACCUGAUUUUAGUCAUUAGGCCUUUUAUAAAGUAUUACUGCCAUUUGUGUCUUAAUAUUUCUAGUAACACUACUGUAACUGCAGUGAGCACGUGAGACAUCCCUUUUUAUGGAAAAGGAAGGAAAAGUCAUAUUUAUUAUUAUUACACAGACUGUUUGUGCUGACUGAACAGGCUCAGGCUGAAGCAGUGCAGAUCCUGGCCUAUUUUCAAGUAUCAUUAAAGUUACCACGUGUUUAAAUGUCACCAUUAGAUGUCAGUAGAUUGCAGAUUGCAGUCAAUUCAGGCACUUUUCUUAUCCCUCCUGACUCAAGUGCAUAAACUGAUCUACGUUAGCUCUGGUAAUUCUGACGAUCGUUCAGUAAUUUUUUGUUUAUUCUCUUUAUUUGCUUUUUGGAGAAGUGAAGUUACAAAAAGCUCUUCAAACAAAUUUGCUUUGGUGAAGAGAAAACAACCGUUGUAGACUGUUUGUGGUUACCUUUUAUAAAUGUGGGACUAGUAUUGAAUUUUCAAAAGUGAAGUCAGUUCUUCUGACCAGGUUCAGACCAGGAUGAACACAAGUACUGAACCCACUAGAGAACCGCUCCCAGCUGUGGGUUCACCUCCUCCUGCUGAACUCAUAGAGCUGCACACAACCAGUCCAGGGACAGACUCUAAUGUAGCAUCACUUUCAUCGGUCACUCCUGACCUCCUGUGAAGCAUGACGAAUGUGGCCUCUCUAAAUGUGAGUAACUAAGAAAACAUGUCAGUAGGCAUCCUAGUAGUUAAUGACUUAAUUAUUUGGGGUAUUAUUGCUAUAAAAAAUAAUAUUAACAGUAUUAUUAUUAUUGUGCUUCUGGCUUUAGGCUCUACUGAUAACGCAGAGGUCUCUUCUUCCUCUGGGCUGUUUAAAGGGCCAGUUUAUCCAAAUCUGUGUAUAUACCAGCUGCUGUCAGGCUUCAGAUAAAUAAACAUAAAUAAACAUCAGACUGUCAAAAGAGCUCAUCUGUGCGAGACCACCGAGCUGAGAGCAUUUUCAGGUCGAGAUCCCCCGUACGCCAUCGUUGGAGAGCAGUUAAAGUUUUUCUUCCUGACUGUGAUUUGAAAACGUCGAAAUGGAAUCAAGUCAAGGAAUCUAUAAACCUAUCAGGGUGUUGUUCAACACACCGAUUUAUGAAACAGCUCUAAAGAUCUGCUGGCAUCUUCCGGGCUACAGGACUCAGAUUGCGAUUAUGACGGAGUUUCUCAGACUUCAGCAGGAAGAUCUAAUUCCACCGAACCUCACUGCUGAAGAUCUGAGAGAUCUUUUGGUGGAGAAGAGCCGGGAGACACUCAGAGAGCAGCUGUGGGAGUUUGAAUUAGAGGAUUUUGAAGAAGAGGAAGCCAAACCUCUUCUAAGGCUGGUGUGGGCGGUGAACGUCAGCAAUAAAAUGAGGGACGUUGAAUUUGAAGCCAGGAUGCUUCUUCAGUUCCCAGAGGCCGUGCCUCCUAAAUUUCAAGCACCUAAACUCCUGAGCGUGGUGAAGGAUUACAUUGAAAUCCUGAAAGAGAAGCAGCAGGAACAGCAUAACAGCAAACUGCUCACCGUGCAGGAGGUAGUGAUCGAGGUAGUUCCCCGUGUUCUCCAGGGCUUCUGGGAGCUUCCUCCUCGUCCCCUCCUAAACAUGGCCUCCCAGAGUCUAAGUAUCCUCUCCACGAGUGUCACCAAGGCCACUUUAGAUCGUGUCUCCAGGAGUCUCACGGCGAUGGAAACACAGGCCAUCUUCACCCGCUCUAUCCGAGACGAUAUGGUCAACAGCAUCCUGACUGAGAUCAGGCAGAAAUUUUCUCAAGAAAUUCUGUCUAUCAAAGUUGCAAACUUUGCACCAGUGUUGCUGAAGACCAUUGCUGAUGUAGUAAUGAUCCAGAUAUGUGAAAUCUUUGAGCCCCCUUCAAGCCUUCCUGAUGUGAAGAACACAAAUGGAGAGCGCUCCUCUGACGGUCUUUUAAUGGCAAAUGUUCCACCAGCCGAAGGAUCUUUUUCAGAAAGUGUUCCAGAGCCUGACGUUCCCUGUGAGGAACUUCUUUCUGAAAGUUCAUCUAGUCUGAAGGCUGAAGACCUUACGAUUGAAGGUCUUUCAGAAAGUGUGGCAGUGGCUGACGUUCCCCGUGAGGAACCCUAUGCCGAGUCCAAAUCCAGUGUUAAAGGCGAAGAGCAUAAGAUCAAAGGAUCUCGUUUGGAAAUUGGGCCAGUUCCUGAUGUUCCCUGUGAGGAACCUUUUCCUGAACCCGAAUCCAGUAUGAAGUGCAAAGACCUUCAGAUCAAGAAGAAGAAAAAGGGCUUCUUCAAAAGACUGAGAAGUCUGUUCUGCUGUUGUUGCAGACCAAAGGACACAGACUGACAUUGAAACUGUGACCCAGUGUUGGUGUUCCAGUAACUGUAAAUAUGUAAAUAUGUUCCUUGAUGAUUGUUGUUCAUGAUUUUGGAGUUUAAGUUUUCAGUGGGCUGGGUGUUUUUUCCCCCUUCGUGUUCUUUACUUAAUUCUUGUUCAUAGUUCCUGAUUUGUUUUCCUAGUGCUUGUUUCUUAGUUUUUAGUUUCUGGAGUCCAGUUGAGUUGCUAUAUGAGUUUUGAGUUUUCUUUUUUGUGACAUUUAUCUCU
Messenger RNA from Haplochromis burtoni (Burton's mouthbrooder), 3268 nucleotides. RefSeq lists its product as uncharacterized. The record is from RefSeq and is a predicted model, not a curated record. Bases 1745 to 3010 code for a protein of 421 amino acids. The transcript is spliced from 7 exons. Lineage: Eukaryota; Metazoa; Chordata; Actinopteri; Cichliformes; Cichlidae.